AAGAGGUCACUGAGGCGCCAGCAAAGCACAAACCAAAAAACACCAUGUGUUCCAAAAAUACCCUACUGCUCGUGGCUCUUCUCAUAGCUUCUGCAAUUCUCACUGCAAACUGCGACAUUGGAAAGAGUGUUAACUGCUGCACCAAGGUGUCCUCAGCCAAACCCAAAGUCGCCAUAGAAGAUUACUUCAUACAAAAACAAGAUCUUCCCUGUGUUGAAGCCGUCGUAUUCGUCUCACAGCAGGGGACAAUUCACUGCUGCAGACCAAACCUACCAUGGGUUAACAAGAAGAUAAAAGAAAUCAGGAAAAAGAAAGGAGAAUUACAAAAUGAAAAUUAAGACAGCCAACAAAAUAGAAAAGAGAUUCCGC
Spea bombifrons (plains spadefoot toad) is the source of this 369-nucleotide messenger RNA. Its product is annotated as C-C motif chemokine 4-like. The transcript has 4 exons. The record is from RefSeq and is a predicted model, not a curated record. Gene Ontology annotation, biological process: immune response. Gene Ontology annotation, cellular component: extracellular region. Gene Ontology annotation, molecular function: chemokine activity. Lineage: Eukaryota; Metazoa; Chordata; Amphibia; Anura; Pelobatidae. Bases 45 to 338 code for a protein of 97 amino acids.